Messenger RNA from Arthroderma uncinatum, 870 nucleotides. Its product is annotated as extensin. NCBI's taxonomy places the organism in Eukaryota, Fungi, Ascomycota, Eurotiomycetes, Onygenales, Arthrodermataceae. Gene Ontology annotation, cellular component: extracellular region. The record is from RefSeq and is a predicted model, not a curated record. Bases 1 to 870 code for a protein of 289 amino acids. The transcript has 3 exons.
AUGAAGACCUCUAUGUUGUUCACCGCGCUGUGCGUUGCUGGAACCCUCGCAACCCCGGUCCGCAAGAUCUCAACCGUCGUCGAUAUCAAAAUCGUCACCACGACCAUGACCACCGUCAUUGGCUGCCCGACUUUGCUUCCAGCCCCUACUCCAAAGCCAGAGCCAAUUCCAGCUCCAGCUCCUGUCCCAUCGCCAAAGACGAAGAUUAUCACCUCUCUGCCAGAGCCAAUUCCAACAUAUGCUCCCCCACCACCUCCUUCAUCGACAAAGGCCCCUAAGCCGACCUAUGCUCCUGCUCCUCCACCACCGCCACCACCGCCGCCACCACCAAAGCCAACCCAGGCUCCUCCACCACCUCCACCACCUCCAUCCAACCCAGGAACUGACUACAAGUCUAUUAUCAUGCACCACCACAACAUCCAUCGCUCCAACCACUCCGCCCCUGCCCUCACCUGGGAUGCCGGUCUAGAGUCCAGUGCCAGGCAGCUUGCCGAGAGCUGCAGCUACGGACACAACACUGAGAUUGGUGGUGGUGGAUAUGGCCAGAACAUUGGCUACCAGUCUGGCUACGAUGAUGUUGCUGCCCUCAUCACCAACAACAUGUACAACGACGAAUUCAUGCUAUUCGACGGCAACUGGGGCUUGGACAACCCACCAAACUUCCACGAAUGGGGCCACUUUACCCAGAUCGUCUGGAAGGGCACUGAGCGUAUUGGAUGUGUCACUGCUGACUGCCCAAGACUCGGAGGUCAAGCCUCUGCCAGCAACGCCAAAUACACUGUUUGCAACUAUGGCCCAGCAGGAAACGUCGUUGGUCACUACGCUGAUAACGUUGCUCGCCCAGCUGGACAGCCUAUCGUCGUUGCGUAA